Molecule: messenger RNA, 1791 nt
Organism: Prunus armeniaca (apricot)
Lineage: Eukaryota; Viridiplantae; Streptophyta; Magnoliopsida; Rosales; Rosaceae
Source: the annotation of a GenBank genome assembly
AUGUCACCGAGUUCGAGCACGGCACAUGCCGGAGCCUCGCCCGGCGAGGUUUUCAGGUCGCAGCCGGCCAUUAUCUCCGGCGAUCCCAGUGACUCCUCAUAUUCGUCGUCUUCCUCAAUCUCCAACAUCACGCAGGCCUUUCCUUUCUCUUCUGGAAACCCUAGAAUCGAAGAGACCAGAGGCAUCAUGCUUCUCUACCGCGAUGACGCCGACGUCGUUUCCACCUCGCCCUCUCACCUCCCCGUUGGAAGGAAGCCACUUGUUUGUGUGCUUGGAGUGCCGAAUCACAUGACAUAUGCAGACUUUUGCCAGUUUUGUGGUUCAUUCAUUCAGCAUAUUUUGGAGAUGCGGAUUGUCAGGAAUGAUGGAAUGGAAGAUCGUUACAGCAUUUUGAUUAGGUUUGAUAGUCAGGACUCCACAGAUGAUUUUUACAAGCAUUUCAAUGGAAGCCGAUUUUCGUCGCUUGAGGUGGAGGCUUGUCGCAUUCUCUUCACGGUAGAUGUUCAAUACACUGGUUCAAUAGAACAUGCACAGGCAUCAUCGGGAAGCUCAACCGAGCAGCCAUCAUGUCCAGUCUGCCUUGAGAGACUAGACCAAGAUAUGGGUGGAAUUCUCACGACUAUCUGCAAUCAUUCUUUCCAUUGUUCUUGCAUUUCAAAAUGGACGGAUUCUUCUUGUCCUGUAUGUCGAUAUUGUCAGCAGCAGCCUGAAAAGUCUAACUGUUUUGUUUGCCAAACUUCUGAGAAUUUGUGGAUGUGUGUUAUCUGUGGCUUUGUUGGCUGUGGGAGGUAUAAAGAAGGACAUGCCAUAAGACAUUGGAAAGAUACAGAACAUUGUUAUUCUCUUGAAUUGGAAACGCAGCGUGUGUGGGAUUAUGCUGGAGACAAUUAUGUUCACCGCCUAAUUCAAUCUAAAACUGACGGGAAAUUGGUUGAAUUGAAUUCACCGUAUAAUGAGUGUGGAAGCUGCGAAUGUAUAGAUUCUGGAUUCAGUGAGGCCCUUUUGAACAGUAAAGUAGAAGCGAUUGUUAAUGAGUACAAUGAACUGCUUGCUACUCAACUUGAGAACCAAAAAGUGUAUUUUGAAUUGUUACUGCAAGAAGUUAAAGAAGGAACUGAAAGAGAAAUUUCUAAUGCUGUUGAGAAGGCUGUACCACUAAAGAAAAUGCAGGCCAAGCUGGACAGAUGUGUAAAAGAGAAGAAAUUUCUUGAUGAUCUUAAUGAAAACCUUUUAAAGAAUCAGGAGAUUUGGAAAGCAAAGAUACUUGAAGCUGAAGAGAGGGAGAAAAAGACUUUGAAACUAAAGGAUGAUAAAAUUAGCGACUUAGAAGAGCAGCUUAGGGAUUUGAUGCUCUAUCUUGAGACUGGGAAGACAGUGGAGCAGCCAUCGAUAUCAAAUGAAAUAAAGGAUGGCACUGCCUUGCCAGCAUCGAUAGAGUUGUCGCAGCCAUCAAUUGUGUAUGGUAAGGGGGUUAUGAGUUGCAAAAUUAUGGUAAUGCUUGAUGGUUGUUGGGAAUUUAUGCAUUCAAACCCCACUAGGCCACCUCCACAGCAGGCACUUUUGCUAGGGCAGGAGGCCCCUUUGCUGGGGUUUGGACCUCCACAGCAGGAGAAGCAGCCUGGGCAAGCUCAAGGGCACAUCUUGCUUGGGCUUCAGCCCGAAGCCUUUUGGGGUGGAACCAAAAAAUGCAAAGCUGCCACUAUUCACGUGAAUAGUAGCAGCCCUGCCCUUGCCUUAACCUUAGUCUUUUGGAGUGGACAUGCUCUUAGAGAUGAUAUUGGGUUAAAGUAG